UUUGUAAAAAGGGCAUAAUCCCUGUGCCCACUCACGGCUGUAGGGGGCUGCAUGGAGGUAAUGACGUGAGUUAGAGACCCAGUCCACAGUAGACGUGAGUCAACGCGUUUUUCCUCCUGGGAGGCCUGGUGCCCUGGCUGGCUGUGGGGGGUGUCCUCAAGUGGAUGUGACCUUGCCCUGCCCUUGAGGAGAGUUGGCCCAACAGCCUGGAAAUCCUUGCUGCUUCUGUUCCCAAGGGUAACCUGCUGUUUGGUUCUCUUGCUCCAGCCUGACCCACUGCAAGGUCCUGCGGGGGUGGGACUGGAUGCUGGUCACCCAGAGGCCUCCCCGGCUCCCAGCACCUUGAGCCCCAGCUGUCUGGCCCCCCAUCGCCGCCUCCCCCACCCUCCACUCUGCCCAUUCCCGUUGAAGGCCGCGGCUCUACCACUCUCUGCACUGCCAUGAGGCCUGCACUGCGCAGGGUGAAGUCCAAAGUUCAGUCCCUUCGCUAAGCACACGGAUAAAUAUGAACCUUGGAGAAUUUCCCCAGCUCCAAUGUAAACAGAGCGGGCAGGGGCCCUGAUUCACUGGCCACUGGGGCCAGGGUUGGGGGUUGGGGGUGCCCACAGGGCUUGGCUAGUGGGGCUUGGGGGGGGCAGCGGGUGCAAGGAGCCUGGCUGGGGCCUGCCUGCGGGCCGGCCAGCACGGAGCCAGCCCACGCGGUCGGGGGAGGCGGCCGGCCCGGUGGCCCCUGGCCGCGUGGCCCGGCGCUAGUGGAGCCAUGGUUUCUAAACUGAGCCAGCUGCAGACGGAGCUCCUGGCGGCCCUGCUCGAGUCAGGCCUGAGCAAAGAGGCGCUGAUCCAGGCGCUGGGUGAGCCGGGUCCCUACCUGCUGGCUGGAGAUGGCCCCCUGGACAAGGGGGAGUCCUGCAGCAGUGGCGGCGGCCGAGGGGAGCUGGCCGAGCUGCCCAAUGGGCUGGGGGAGACCAGGGGCUCAGAGGACGAGACGGACGACGAUGGGGACGACUUCACGCCGCCCAUCCUCAAGGAGCUGGAGAGCCUCAGCCCAGAAGAGGCGGCUCACCAGAAGGCCGUGGUGGAGACCCUGCUGCAGGAGGACCCGUGGCGCGUGGCCAAGAUGGUCAAGUCCUACCUGCAGCAGCACAACAUCCCGCAGCGGGAGGUGGUCGACACCACCGGCCUCAACCAGUCCCACCUGUCCCAGCACCUCAACAAGGGCACGCCCAUGAAGACGCAGAAGCGAGCCGCCCUGUACACCUGGUACGUCCGCAAGCAGCGAGAGGUGGCCCAGCAGUUCACCCACGCAGGCCAGGGUGGGCUGAUUGAAGAGCCUGCGGGAGAUGAGCUGCCGACCAAGAAGGGGCGCAGAAACCGAUUCAAAUGGGGCCCAGCCUCCCAGCAGAUCCUGUUCCAGGCCUAUGAGAGGCAGAAGAACCCCAGCAAGGAGGAGCGGGAGGCGCUGGUGGAGGAGUGCAACAGGGCGGAGUGCAUCCAGAGGGGGGUGUCACCGUCGCAGGCCCAGGGACUGGGCUCCAACCUCGUCACAGAGGUGCGUGUCUACAACUGGUUUGCCAAUCGCCGCAAGGAAGAAGCCUUUCGGCACAAGCUGGCCAUGGACACGUACAGCGGGCCGCCACCGGGGCCAGGUCCCAGCCCUGUGCUGCCUGCCCACAGCUCCCCUGGUCUGCCCCCGCCUGCCCUUUCCCCCAGUAAGGUCCACGGUGUGCGCUAUGGACAGCCUGCCACCAGUGAGGGGGCGGAAGUGCCCUCAAGCAGUGGCGGUCCCUUGGUGACUGUGUCUGCACCCCUGCAUCAAGUGUCUCCCACCGGCCUGGAGCCCAGUCACAGUCUGCUGAGCACAGAGGCCAAGCUGGUCUCAGCCACUGGGGGCCCCCUGCCCCCAGUCAGCACCCUGACAGCACUGCACAGCUUGGAGCAGACAUCUCCAGGCCUCAGCCAGCAGCCCCAGAACCUCAUCAUGGCCUCGCUUCCCGGGGUCAUGGCCAUUGGGCCUGGAGAGCCUGCCUCCCUGGGCCCCACGUUCACCAACACAGGAGCCUCCACACUGGUCAUUGGCCUGGCCUCCACGCAGGCACAGAGUGUGCCGGUCAUCAACAGCAUGGGCAGCAGCCUGACCACCCUGCAGCCCGUCCAGUUCUCGCAGCCGCUGCACCCUUCCUAUCAGCAGCCACUCAUGCCCUCUGUGCAAAGCCACGUGGCCCAGAGCCCCUUCAUGGCCACCAUGGCCCAGCUGCAGAGCCCCCACGCCCUCUACAGUCACAAGCCUGAGGUGGCCCAGUACACCCACACGGGCCUGCUUCCACAGACCAUGCUCAUCACCGACACCACCAACUUGAGCGCCCUGGCUAGCCUCACGCCUACCAAGCAGGUCUUCACCUCAGAUGCUGAGGCCUCCAGCGAGUCCGGGCUUCACACGCCGGUGUCUCAGGCCGCCACCAUCCACAUCCCUGGCCAGGACCCUGCUGGCAUCCAGCAGCUGCAGCCCAGCCAUCGGCUCAGCGCCAGCCCCACCGUAUCCUCCAGCAGCCUGGUGUUGUACCAGAGCUCCGACUCCACCAAUGGCCACAGCCACCUGCUGCCAUCCAACCACAGUGUCAUCGAGACCUUCAUCUCCACGCAGAUGGCCUCUUCUUCCCAGUAACCACGGCCUC
This is a messenger RNA of Bubalus bubalis (water buffalo), 2672 nucleotides long. It is a transcript of the gene HNF1A, whose product is annotated as HNF1 homeobox A. Gene Ontology annotation, molecular function: RNA polymerase II cis-regulatory region sequence-specific DNA binding; DNA-binding transcription factor activity, RNA polymerase II-specific. The transcript has 10 exons. Gene Ontology annotation, cellular component: nucleus. Gene Ontology annotation, biological process: regulation of transcription by RNA polymerase II; positive regulation of DNA-templated transcription; insulin secretion. NCBI's taxonomy places the organism in Eukaryota, Metazoa, Chordata, Mammalia, Artiodactyla, Bovidae. The coding region runs from base 761 to 2662 and encodes 633 amino acids. The record is from RefSeq and is a predicted model, not a curated record.